AUGGAUGUCUCGGAUUCCGUGCCUCCCAGAAGUCCUGUUUUCUUCUUUUUGGUCGAGCAGCGACGAACUGGCAGACUGAGCGUUUGUCUUUUUUCAGACGUUCAGCGAGCGCCCAUUCGCUCCCACCAUGGGGUGGGUUCAGAUGGGUUCAGGAUGGUUCAGGUCUCUUUCGAAGUUUCGUUCUCUUUCGACGGCGAACGGCCCACCCUCCUCGAUCCCAGGCUUCGGUGGACCUGUCGAGCGGAGUUCAAAGGGUGGGCGCCGGCAGGUGGUGUUCUUAGAAGGUCUGAUGGCUAUGGCUCUUCCAUUUUUUACGUGUCGUUGACGGCUCAGCCAGAGUGGCUCAAUGGGCUCCACUGCCCUUGGGGACCUCAAGAAGAUGCAGACUGGCAGAAGACGGUAGAUCGGCGGAUGGGCGAUCGGAUGGGCCCUCUGCGUGCCCAGGUCUUGUUUUACGUUUGGGACAAGUUGUUUUGCACAUAUUUGAGGGAGAUCAAGAGUCAGCCCUAG
Durusdinium trenchii is the source of this 510-nucleotide messenger RNA. Lineage: Eukaryota; Dinophyceae; Suessiales; Symbiodiniaceae. The record is from the annotation of a GenBank genome assembly.